Molecule: messenger RNA, 570 nt
Organism: Aureobasidium melanogenum CBS 110374
Lineage: Eukaryota; Fungi; Ascomycota; Dothideomycetes; Dothideales; Saccotheciaceae
Exons: 1
Coding region: 1-570 (189 amino acids)
Source: RefSeq, a predicted model, not a curated record
AUGUCGGGCGAACUCACAGUGUACAACAAUGGGUUCCCCAGCUCGACCACCACUGUCGUUAACAUGGUUGAGCCAACAGCGACCAUCAAAGCUUCCAGCACUGUCCUGGUCCUGGUUCCUCCUCACGUCCGCUCUACCACAACAGUCCUCAGUACUGUUUCCACGCACCGCUUGCUAGUCUCUCCAACUGCCACGAGAACUCGUCAUUCAUCUUCGACAGUCCGAUCUACUAGUCGUUCAUCCUCAACUGCCUCAUCUACCCGCUCAAAAUCAAUUCACACUCCAGUCACAACUACGACAGUGACUACGAAGCGUUGCAAAACUACUUCGAUAACUCGAUCUGCCAGUUCCAGAACGGUUCGUUCUUCAAAGCCAACCACUUGGUCUACCAGUUUCAGAACGGUUCGUUCUUCAAAGCCGAACACUUCAAUCAGCUACUCUACUCGUUUCAAAACGGUCCAUUCCUCUGAAGCGACCGUAACUACGACCAGAACUACCAAGCGUUGCAAAGACACUCCCACUUCGCGCUCUUCGGUCAAGACAACCAUUACCACCAGUCAAGGAGCUUGA